AUGGGCAGCAACGGGCGGCAACGGGCAGCACAGGCACAGGCAGCACAGGCACGGGCAGCAACGGGCAGCAACAGGCAGCAAAGGCUCGGGCAGCAACGGGCGGCAACAGGCAGCACAGGCACGGGCAGCAACGGGCGGCAACGGGCAGCACAGGCACGGGCAGCAACAGGCAGCAACAGGCAGCAACAGGCAGCACAGGCUCGGGCAGCAACGAGCGGCAAUAGGCAGCACAGGCACGGGCAGCAACAGGCGGCAACGGGCAGCACAGGCACGGGCAGCAACAGGCAGCAACGGGCAGCACAGGCACAGGCACCAACGGGCGGCAACAGGCAACACAGGCACGGGCAGCAACAGGCAGCACAGGCAUGGGCAGCAACGGGCGGCAACAGGCAGCACAAGCGUGGGCAGCAACGGGCGGCAGCGGGCAGCACAGGCACGGGCAGCAACGGGCGGCAACGGGCAGCACAGGCACGGGCAGCAACGGGCGGCAACGGGCAGCACAGGCUCGGGCAGCAAUGGGCGGCAACGGGCAGCACAGGCACAGGCAGCAACGGGCGGCAACGGGCAGCACAAGCACGGGCAGCAACAGGCAGCAACAGGCAGCAACAGGCAGCACAGGCUCGGGCAGCAACGGGCGGCAACAGGCAGCACAGGCACGGGCAGCAACGGGCAGCACAGGCACGGGCAGCAGCAGGCAGCAACGGGCAGCACAGGCACAGGCAGCAACGGGCGGCAACAAGCAGCACAGGCACGGGCAGCAACAGGCAGCACAGGCACGGGCAGCAACGGGCGGCAACAGGCAGCACAGGCACGGGCAGCAACGGGCGGCAACGGGCAGCACAGGCACGGGCAGCAACAGGCAGCACAGGCACGGGCAGCAACGGGCGGCAACAGGCAGCACAGGCACAGGCAGCAACGGGCGGCAAUGGGCAGCACAGGCACGGGCAGCAACAGGCAGCAACAGGCAGCACAGGCAGGCAGCCGUACCGAGACGCAAUUGAUAACGAUGACUUCGGUGAUGACUACGACAAUGAGGUGGAUCCCACAACGGGUGGCAUCAUCCCUGCCUAG
Closterium sp. NIES-65 is the source of this 1071-nucleotide messenger RNA. NCBI's taxonomy places the organism in Eukaryota, Viridiplantae, Streptophyta, Zygnematophyceae, Desmidiales, Closteriaceae. The record is from the annotation of a GenBank genome assembly.